AUGAGUGUAGGAAGUGGGGACAAGGUGGAGAAACGGUACGUGGGGGAGGGCGGAUUGAACGGAGUGGUGGGAGGACAUGAUGAUGGGUUUGUCAGCACGGUUAAGGCGUCCGAAAAAGGGCCCGCGUUGUCCACCCGUCCAACGCUGUCUGCUGAGGAAGUGCGAAGCGGGUUCAUCAACUAUUUUAAGGAGAAGAACCACACGGUGGUGGAAAGCGCAUCAGUGAUUCCGUACAAUGACAACACAUUGCUGUUUACAAACGCAGGGAUGAAUCAGUUUAAGAAAAUAUUUCUAGGACAGGUAGAUAAAAGCAGUGACUUGGGAAAGUUGAAAAGAGCAGUGGACACACAAAAGUGCAUAAGAGCAGGAGGGAAGCACAACGACUUGGAUGACGUAGGGAAGGACGUAUACCAUCACACCUUUUUCGAAAUGUUGGGAAAUUGGAGUUUCGGAGAUUAUUUCAAAGAGGAGAGUAUCGAUUAUGCAUGGGAUUUGCUAACCAAUGUGUAUAAAAUAGACCCCAACAGAUUAUAUGUCACCUAUUUUGGAGGGGAUGAAAAAUUACCUAGUUGUCCUGAAGAUUUGGAGACAAAAAAAAUAUGGUUAAAAUAUGUGGAUGAAAGUCGUAUCUUACCAUUUGGUAUGAAGGAGAAUUUCUGGGAAAUGGCAGAGACAGGUCCAUGUGGUCCUUGCUCAGAAAUCCAUUAUGAUCGAAUUGGCAAAAGAGAUGCUACCAAUUUGGUGAAUAAGGACGACCCAAGUGUGUUGGAAAUAUGGAACAUAGUCUUCAUGCAGUAUAAUAAGGAUGAAAAGAAAAAUAUGAAUAAAUUGCCCUUCCCAUGUAUCGAUACAGGGAUGGGGUUAGAAAGAAUAACUUCCAUUUUGCAAAAUGUGGAGAGUAAGGUUAAUGAAGAAGAUGUAGAUAGAAUUGAUUAUGCGUACCGAGUUGUUAGUGACCACAUCCGAUGUGUUACAAUUGCCAUCAGUGAUGGUUGCCUACCUGGAAAUGAAGGAAGAAAUUAUGUCAUAAGGAGAAUUAUCAGAAGGGCUAUCAGAGUAGGUAAGCAGAUAUUCCAAGUAGGGAGCAACGUGCUGUGGUUUUACAAAUUGGUAGAUUCUGUGUGCCACAUUUUGAAGAAAUGCUUUACAGAUUUGCAAAAUGAAGAUCGAGUGAACUAUAUUAAGAAUAUCAUUAAGCAGGAAGAAAUGGUUUUCAAUAGGACGUUAGAAAAAGGAGUGGAUCAGUUUAAUAAAAUUAUCAAAAGGAGUAACAACGCAGGGGGGGAUAAUCUCUUCAGUGGCAAGGACGCUUUUGAAUUGUAUACUUCGUAUGGAUUCCCUAUCGAUCUCGUACAAAUAAUGUGCGAAGAAAAAAAUUUCAAAUUAAAUAUGUCCGAAUUUAAUGAGCUGUUUAGGAAGCACCAACUAGUGUCAGAUACGAACAAUUUUAAGAUGAAUAAAUUUUUUGACCUACCUGUGGAGAAGGCACAUGAGUUGAAGCAGAAGCAUGGGGUGGAAGCAACGGAGGAUCAUUACAAAUACGAAUGGAAUAAUGAUGAUAGGAAGAAUGACAUGGCAAAGGUUGAGACGGACAUAGUGGUUAUCUACGAUGGGGAGAAUUUCCUAGAUAGUAUCAAAACCCCGAGUAAGGAUAAAAAGUAUGCCCUCAUUUUGAGGAAAACGAAUUUUUACUACGAAAAUGGAGGACAGAUAUACGACACGGGGGUUAUACAAAAUGAGCAGAUGAAAUUCCAAGUACUUAAUGUGCAAAAAAUGAACGAGUAUGUGCUCCACAUUGGUGUCCUUCAAGAGGGGAAAAUAGAAAAGAACGACUCUGUGCACACGGUGGUAAAUUUUGACAGGAGAAAAUUAGUCGCCUGCAACCACACCGCUACGCAUUUACUCAAUUUUGUCAUAAAGAAGGUUUUAACAGAAUAUGUGAUCCAUGGGAAGGGGGACACGAAGAAUGGCGAUUUGGUCCACACAAAGAAUGAGAAGGAACAAGCUGGAGUAAACUCCAUUUUUAAUUGUGACCAGAAGGGAUCCCUAGUGGAUGAUGAGAAGCUGCGAUUCGAUUUUUCGUUCUUCCAAAAUGUAAGUGACGAAUUAGUUAGCAAAAUAGAAAGCCAAGUCAAUGAUUUGAUCAAACAAGAAUUAGCUGUCUCCGUUCGAACCAUGGAUCUUAAGGAGAGUAAAAAGAUUAAAGGAAUCAGAGCCAUCUUUGAGGAAGAUUAUGCAGACGUUGUUAAUGUAGUAUUCAUAGACAACGACGUGGAAAAGAUUCUCAACCACUUGGAUGUGAACUACUCCUAUUUGUGUUCUAUUGAAUUAUGUGGAGGCACCCACAUUGCCAACACGAAAUUUAUAAAGAAGUUUAUCAUAACGUCGGAGGAGAGUAUCGGGAAGGGAAUUUACCGAAUCAAUGCUGUUACGAAUAAGAAGGCGGAAGAGGUAGAAGCCAAAUUUGAUCAUCUGCUUGCCAAGUACAAACAUAUUUUUGAAGACCCUAAUGAAGGCAAACUAGCCGAUGUACAGAUGUACAAACGGGUUCUAAAGGAAGAUAAGUUUCUGCCAUAUAUUAGGAAAAAUGAAAUAUUGGACAAGUUAGAAAAAAUUGAAAAAAAUAUUAUCGAGAAGACGAAGAACAUGCAGAAGGAGUUAUUCAAUAAGGCUACCACUAUUGGAAAGGAUUACGCCUUGGAAGACAAAAGUGGUGUUCUUGUAGAUGUCAAACUUUUUGAUACUCUAUCUGGAAAUCAGAAAGUGUUAGAAAAAAUCGCCCAGUCGUAUUGUAAACAUAACAAAUUGUGCAGCUAUUUCUUCAUCAUUGAUGAUGAGAAGAACACCUAUUGCGUUUUCGAAAUGAAGGAUUCGUUGAAGGGGACCACUAUACAGGCAGAUGCUUUCAUGAAGGAGAUAAUGCAGUCGGUGGAAGGCCAUUCUGGUGGAGGUAAAAACAAGGCUUUUGGGUCGGCAGCAAAGGGGAAGGGAGUCAUCAUAAAGGAGCUGGCACAGCAGGCGGUUAAGAAGUACCACUAG
This is a messenger RNA of Plasmodium cynomolgi strain B, 3039 nucleotides long. Its product is annotated as alanyl-tRNA synthetase. The coding region runs from base 1 to 3039 and encodes 1012 amino acids. The transcript is spliced from 2 exons. The record is from RefSeq and is a predicted model, not a curated record. Gene Ontology annotation, cellular component: cytoplasm; mitochondrion. Gene Ontology annotation, molecular function: ATP binding; alanine-tRNA ligase activity; aminoacyl-tRNA deacylase activity. Gene Ontology annotation, biological process: tRNA modification; alanyl-tRNA aminoacylation. NCBI's taxonomy places the organism in Eukaryota, Apicomplexa, Aconoidasida, Haemosporida, Plasmodiidae.